This is a messenger RNA of Gigantopelta aegis, 7701 nucleotides long. Its product is annotated as capping protein inhibiting regulator of actin dynamics-like. NCBI's taxonomy places the organism in Eukaryota, Metazoa, Mollusca, Gastropoda, Neomphalida, Peltospiridae. Gene Ontology annotation, biological process: positive regulation of protein ubiquitination; negative regulation of apoptotic process; regulation of cell cycle. Gene Ontology annotation, cellular component: cytoplasm; nucleus. The record is from RefSeq and is a predicted model, not a curated record. Bases 115 to 2352 code for a protein of 745 amino acids. The transcript has 6 exons. Gene Ontology annotation, molecular function: cysteine-type endopeptidase inhibitor activity involved in apoptotic process; ubiquitin protein ligase activity.
GCAACAUGGCGUUUGAUGGAAAUUUUAUUUAGGUCAUUUAUAAAAAUCAGUUCAAAUUCUUAGUUUGUUCAUUAAGGAUACUUCUAGACAGGAAUUUUCAACGAAUAAUCCAUCAUGGCAGAUGACCAGCCAACUGACAUGUCUAGCGAAUACGCUAGACUCGCGUCAUUUGGAGGAAACACCAUGGAUGUAGCCGCUGUCAUGUCAACAUCAACAUCACCGGGAUGCUGGAACCUGAGAUUUAAUUCACCAAUGAAGUGUGCUAAAGCUGGUUUCUACUGCGUUCCUGGCUCUAACGGUGAUGUAUUGUCUUGUUUUGCAUGUUCGGCAGAGUGGACGAAUCCACAAGGAGAAUCUCCGUUGGCCGUACACAGAGUCCUUAGUCCGAAUUGUCCGUAUCUGAAAAGUGCCACACCAUUUUCGACUGCAGCUCCUCUGAUUUUCCCCAAAAGUCAUAUUAAUAAUGCCAGAAGAUGCUUGUUUCCACUGGGUAAUGAAAACAUAAACUUUACCACAGAAAAUAAUAAUUAUUUAUACAAGUUCCAGGACCAUCAACAAGUUAAACGCAAUCAAACUUUUACCCCAAUUGGUGGAUCAGAUUUUCUGUUUGAAAGCAGGAGAUUUCUGACAUUUGAUAAUCUGACAAAUGAAAACAUACUGAAAGCAUCUGAAUGGGCAGCAAAUGGAUUUAUUUUCCAACAAAGCUAUAUGGUGCAGUGUGUUUUCUGUGGACUGACCUUACCAUUUACAACCGAGUUGUCUACUUGUAAGUUACAGCAUGAACAAGAAGCAGCACAUUGUCCACUUGUGAUGAAACAUGACGUGGGGAACAUCACAAUACAAAUGGAAAAUGCUGUCAAUUGGAUGAAAGAAACAAAACAGCUGUCUUCGGUGGAGAUGUCACUUGUGUUUGUUCACCCACAGUUCGAAGAUAUUAAUAAGCGACGUGAUACAUUCCGAGAAUGGCCAUCUCAAAUGUAUCAAAAACCUGAAGAACUUUGUGAGGCAGGCUUUUACUACACAGGCUGUGCUGACAAGGUUAUUUGCUUUUGCUGUGGGCUGGGUGUGAAGAGCUGGAGAGAUCAGGCUGACCCGUGGAUACAGCAUGCCAGGUUGUCUCCACAGUGCAGGUACCUGAAAGAAAUCAGGGGAAACAACUUUGUACAAGAUGCACAACAAGCAGAGGUACAAGCUGAUUUCGACCCACCAAAAACAUUUCAAGAGGGUCCGGUAUUGAGUGAUGGAACAGUGACAACAACAAGUCCAGUCAGACCGGGUCUCGACCUCAACGUCAUCAAGGCAGCUCUUGAAUGUCAGUACACUAUGCCUCAAAUACGACAAGCCAUCCUCAAAAUACACAAUUUAACUUGUGGUUUCCCCAACUUCCCUCUGUUGAUUGGAGAGUUACUGGCUGACGAGGGAAGUCGCAAGAUGAUGCUUGAUCUGCUCAAAGAAAGACAGGAGAAGAAGAGAGAAAGACAGGAGAAGGAGAGGGAAAGACAGGAGAAGGAGAGAGAAAGACUAAGAGGGCAACAGCUUGAAGAAGAGAAGGAGCAGCUUGAAGAAGAGAAGGAGAGAGAAAGACAGGAGAAGGAGAGAGAAAGAUUGAGAGGGCAGCAGCUUGAAGAAGAGAAGGAGCAGCUUGAAGAAGAGAAGGAGCAGCUUGAAGAAGAGAAGGAGAGAGAAAGACAGGAGAAGGAGAGAGAAAGAUUGCGAGGGCAGCAGCUUGAAGAAGAGAAGGAGCAGCUUGAAGAAGAGAAGGAGCAGCUUGAAGAAGAGAAGGAGAGAGAAAGACAGGAGAAACUUCAGCUGGAGCAGGCUCAGCAGCAGAUGUAUGCCAAUGUUCUUAGAAUGGCUCUGGAGAAACAGAACUGGCAGACGAGAUUCAGAGAAGAGGAAGAGAGAAGGAGACGGGAGGAAGAGAGAAGGAGACAAGAGGAAGAGAGAAGGAGACAGGAGGAAGAGAGACAUGUCACAGAGUUGUCCCGUCAGGAGGAAGAGCUACAAAGACUGCGAGCUGAAAUCAUCCGACUCAAAGCUGCACAAAAUGUUUUAAUUUCUGUCCAAGGUGUUGCAGCUCCUCCACAAGAUGUUGCAGCUCCUCCACAAAACGUUGCAGCUCCUCCACAAAACGUUGCAGCUCCUCCACAAAACGUUGCAGCUCCCCCACCACUGCCCAUAGCCAACCUGGCUCCCCAGUGCAUCACAUGUCUCCAGGAACCAGCCACCGCUCUGUUUUUACCAUGCAGCCAUCUGUGUUGUGGUGUUCAGUGCUCACAGCAUUUCCUCAUGAAGCCCUGUCCCAUGUGUCGACAGGUGGUGCAGGAGAGGAAAAUAAUCUACAUUGCAUGAGUUUAAAGUGCUACUGGAAGGACACUGUAUUAAAAUGAUGGAAAUAGGAUCUGCAAUGUAAAUUUUCUUUAUUCCUUUUUGGCAGAUAUUUCUCUGCCUUGCAAUACAACCGUACUUGAAAUAUUUAUAUCUUGUUUUAAAAGACUGGGAACAAAAUCCCUUCAUCUUGUUUGAAAAAAACUGGGGAAAAGAUCCCUUUAACAAACAAAAAUAUUUCCAUUAACAAGAAAGUGGUACAAAAACACUGAAUGAAACUGUCAUUAGCUAAGUCAGGAUUUUGUAAUACAUUGAUACAGUGAUUCUCAAAUAGUUAUUGUCUUCACACUUCUGUUUUCUAGACCAGUACAUUGCAAUAAUUACAGUUUUAGUGAGAUGAGUCUCCUCAGUACAUAGUUAAUUAAAAUAAACCUCAAUUUAUUUUAAUGAACUACUCAGUACAUAGCUAUUGUACAUAGGUGAUAAACAUAAUUAGUUAUUUCAACCAUUUGUAAAUUUUCCUAAGAAAGACAAAGUGUCUAGACAGCCUGAGUACACUGAUGUGGAGACUAUUUCCUCAGAAUGUUUUACCAUGAUUCAUUUUAACACAUUUGUAGCAUGGACUAUGGAAGUGUUAUCUACUGAUAGUAUCAAAAUAGUGCUGUUAACAUCUUGAGUCUUAAUUGAGAACACAGACCACAGUCCCAGACGGUUCACGAUUCUUGGAAAUGUGUUCAGUUGUAGUCCGUUUUUGUAUUAUCAGUUACUGAAUGGAACAAUCAUUUUGGUAUCAGCAAUUUAUGAUAUGCAAAAGGAAAUUCUGUGUUUUGUUUACUAACCAGAAUCACACAAUAAAAUUGAAUAGCUCUUGAUUAAGCGGCAGCAAACAGAACUAUGGCAGCAUUUGGGCAAUUCACUGGAUUUAGGGUCAUGACAAUACUUUUGCUGACCUUUUGUCACAUUAAAAAUGUCUCCUUUUUUUUAGAUGUUGUAGUGUUGUUUAAGGUAACCAGUGUAUUUCCAAAUGUUUGUCAAACCCUGAACUUGGUGCAGCCCCUAUCAUCAAAACCAUCAACAUUAAUCAUGAUGAGCAUCACCAGACGUUUGUGUCAAGCUUAGUGGAUCUGUUGUAAUGCAUACCAAAACCAUCAAAACCAUUGACAUGAAUUAUGACCAGCUUCACCAAGUGUUUUGUCUGACAAGAUUGAUGCUUAAUGAAUCUGUUGUAACUUAUCAAAACCAUCAUGAUCAACAUCACCAGGUUUGUGUAUUGUACUUAAUGGAUCUCUUUUUAUUUGGUACUUGAUUAAUUUUAACACAUUUGUAGCAUGGACUACAAAAAUGGUAUCUGCUGCUAGUAUCAGAUUAGAGCUAUUGACAUCUUGAGAACAUAGACCAUGGUACCGGAUAGUUCACAAUUCUUGAAGAUGUGUGUUCAGUUGCAAGUCAAUUUUGUAUUAUCAGUUACUGAAUGGAAGUCAUUUUGGUAUCAGCAAUUCAUGAAGUAGCAAACAGAUGAUCUCUUAAUUAAGAGGCAGCAAAUGGAUCUAUGGCAGCAUUUGAAUAAUUCACUGGAUUUAGAGUCAUAAUGAUACUCUUGUUGACCUCUUUCACGUUUUUUUUUUUUUUUUAAGGAUGUUCUAGUGUUGUUUAGGGUAAUUUCCAGUUUUAUUUCCACAUUUUUGCCAAACCCUAAAUUUGAUGCAGCUCAAAACCAUCGACAUUAAUCAUGACUAGCAUCACCAAGUUGUUUUUGUCCGACAAGAUUGGUGCUUAGUGGAUCUGUUGUAAUUUAUCAAAGCCAUCAACUUCACCAAGUUUGUAUAUCGUACUAAGUGAAUGUGUUGUUAUUCACUACUUAACAUCAUUUCACUCUGACUAGUAAAAAUCAAAACUGCCAGUUCACCGGUGAGUCAUCUUGCUGUAACUCAUUUACAGGAAGUAAAGUCCCAGUGUGCUUCACAAACAUUUAUAUCAUUAAAUGGAAGCAGCAUUUUAGUGCUAAACAUUUAGUGUUUGCCAUGUGCAUACAUUUGAUCUUUUACAUUCAAGUCGGUUGACUUUGUUGAAGCGAAGCUAAAUCAUUACAAGAUGGCUGGUUUUACAAGCUGUUGUUUGUGAGAAAAAGAUACUGGCCAUCAAGUAAGCAGUGUAUAUUACCUGAAUUGUAUUACUACAUGGUGUAAUGAAAUGCAUUACAAUCUGAGACAGAUGACUUGAUAACCUGUUAAAAGAUAUAAGAAUGUCACCCUUUGAAAUGUGUUUUUUGUUGAAGGAUAUUACUGUAUAAGCAAGGAGUGUGAUCUGAAACCAUAUUUGUUCUUGUAAAAUGAGUUAAGAGUCUAGCCUCUUCAAGCUUGAGACUCUUCAGCCUAGCUAAACUUUUGAGCCUUCUGGACUAUUCAAGAUUAAGAUUUGAGUUCAAAGACUUCAACUUUGAGCCUUCAAUCUAGUCGGUACAUUUGAACCUUGAGUCCGGACUGAAUGUUUGAGACUUGUGUUCAGACUGAACAUUUGAGGCUUGAGUCCAAACACUCAAGAUUGAGGCUUGUGUCCAGACAUCAUGUUUAAGCCUUUUUUCAGACACAAGCAAAAAAACUGUUGAUUGGUAAAAAAUCCCAACAACACGAGAACAAAAAUAGUUGUAGAAAAUGCAUAUAGAAUUUUACAGAACUUGUGUGUUUUGUUGUAGAUAGAGACUAGGUUAUUGGGAAUUCCGUGCUCAUUCUUGCUUUAUAAUAUUUGUUCAUAUAAGCUAAAUCAAUGAAAUACUUCUUAUUUAAAACAUUUGAAUAACCAUAAACAAGUGUGGAGGAAUUGAUAAUGUGAUUUUGUUUUUACACUGCCAGUGUUGUUUACAAAUUCUGUUACAUUGGCUGCUGAGUACAGCUAAUCUUUACCAUUGUCGUUUUGAAGUUUUACUGAUGUAUGUAUAAUAUAUCUAUCUUUACUUGUCUGCUAGGCAGAAUAGUUUAUCUGGUAUGCUUAUUCUAUUGUAUAUGAAGCAUGCAGUUAAAACCUAAACAAUAAUGGCUGAACCACUCAAGUAGAAUGGAAUUAAAUUAUAGGGCAAGGUUAUUAUAUAUAAAAUGGAAAAUGUUUUUGUUUUUUUUACAUAAAUUGAAAUUUCAUGUUACAAGUGCCUGAUUAAAAUAAUAAUAAAAAAUAUAUAGUGAAAUUUUGCCUUUUCACAGAUUUAAAGAUACAAUUGACCAGAUAAUAAAACAAAAGCAAAUUAAAUUAUAUUUGAUUUUAAAAAGAUAAGAGAAACAAGGUACUGUACAAAUAUAUAAAAGCUGUUUUCACCUGUUCUAUAAUACAGGUUUACAGUAUACUGAUUAUAUGUUUUCUAGCUGUUUUUGUCAGAUAGUGCUAUAUUUAUGUUUAUAUAUACCGGGGGUACUGGUAUAUUAUGGAUGUAUGCAUGUACAUUUUUAUUGUUGAUUCUAGUUAUAUAAACAAAGACCUAUGUUAUAUUUGUCAUUAUUUUUACUAAACCAUUCUGCACACAUUCUUACCCUGUCUUACAUUAUUCUGUUCCAACCUUUUUUACUUUAUUACAACAUUCACCCAAACAUCGGAUAUUGUUUAUGGUGAUUGAUUUUGUUUUAGGUUUCAGCAAUAUCUAUAUAUAUGUACAGUAUGCAUUAGAUUUGAAAAAGACAACGUCUAAUGUCAUAAUAAUAACAAUAAUGUUUAAUGACUGGACAACAUUUUAGAAAUAAGUCUCAUAAAUUUUUCUUAACAAAGUCUGUGUGCAUCAAACAAAAUAUAUACCACUUCCAGGAAUUAAAUUAAAAAAAUAAAUUUGAUAUAUAUGUGAGUAAGACAACAUUAAUUGAUUGCUGCAAUUUCAAAAUGAUUAUUAUUAUUACUAAAACUGUUAUUACCGUAAACGGAUACCUAAAACUAUUAUUAUUACAUACAAUGGUGACAAGAAAUAUAAAACAAUUUGUCUUGGUAAAGGAUAGCAAUAUACUUGUAUAUGUACCAGGUAUAUAAUGGGCAAAGUUUAAAGAUUUUAGUUUGGUCUAAAUGUGAUUUAUAAUUUAAUCAACCUGGUUUAUUAAAAAACCAUAAAAUUAAAAGGAAUAAAAUAAUGAAAUUAGUUUACAUGUUAAAGUUCUUUUUAAUAAUGAAGGAAUUAAAUUUAUAAUUUGAUUGACCAGGUAAAUUUUCUUAAAAUAGUGAAUGAUGAAUGUUAAUUGAUGAGUAAAUCAUCAUUUCAUUGAUAUAUUUAAGUUUUUUUGACACCCAAUAGCUGAUGUAUUUUUUGAAUUGUGGUAUCGUUAAACACUCGUUCAUCCAUUCAUUCAUCCAUUUUGAUGGAUGAUUUUGUAUAUUUUUACUGAUAAAAUUAUGUAUUCAUAAAACUUUAAUUAAUUAAUAUCUGGUUGUAUGUGUUUGUUUGAUGCAACAUUUGUUUUCUUCCAUUAUAUUCAGUAUCUUGUAAAUAUUGACUGGUUACGUGAAUCUUAAAAUAGCAUUUCAAUUUGUUUCUCCUUCAUUUUAUUUAUAUAUAGUCAUGCACCUCUUACAUGUUUUCUUACUAAACAUUACUAUUUUAUCACAGUUGUUGCUGCAUUGUAAUUUUAUUUAUAUUUUUAAUACUGAUUUUACCUGUAAAUAUUUUUAAUGAUACAUUCAUCACCAUGUAACAUUUUAAGAUAUCAGGCUAUGAUAUUUUGGCAGCAGUAAUAUACUGCUAUAUUCAUUUGUAAAUUUGGAAAAACUUAAAUUGAAAUUUUACUUCAUGAAUUUCUCACAGGUUUUAUUAUAAUUAUACAGGCAUGGAUCCAUGGGUGGGGUUUGGGGGUCUUAACCACCCCUGCUUCUGGACCCCCCCCCCCCAACCUCAUUUUAAAGUGCUUAUCUGUAAGUGCAAAUUUUAAUUUUUAUAUGUUUAUGUAUAAGAAGAUUUGGAACGCCUACAAAAACUUCUGGAUCUGUGCCUGUGAAGUAAAAUGAUGUAAUUUAUCUUUUGAUUCUUGGAUUUCUAAACAGGAGAAAUUAUUAUGCAUACUAUUUAUUGGUUUUAACCAUAUUUUAAACCUAACUCACGCUGUGGUGAAUGCAUCUGUUGUUUUGUUUAUAUUUACAGAAUGCAAUAGCAAGACUUUCUACCUACGUCACAGCAAAUGGCAAAAACACUAAACAAAAAACACACACCCUCAAAAAUGACAUGACAACAAGAAAAAACAAAACAAAAACAACAACCCCCCCCAAAAAAAACCAUGAAACCACACACCUAAAACAAACCACAAUAUCCCCCACCCCCAGUUAAAAAAAACCCUACCCCACAAAUACACACACACAUCCCCAUAAACUUCAGUUUGAAUUUUUGUUCAUUGUUCAAGAAAAUCCUUUUAUAAA